Messenger RNA from Acaromyces ingoldii, 2978 nucleotides. Its product is annotated as phosphatases II. The coding region runs from base 1 to 2889 and encodes 962 amino acids. Lineage: Eukaryota; Fungi; Basidiomycota; Exobasidiomycetes; Exobasidiales; Cryptobasidiaceae. Gene Ontology annotation, molecular function: phosphatase activity. The record is from RefSeq and is a predicted model, not a curated record. Gene Ontology annotation, biological process: dephosphorylation. The transcript is spliced from 5 exons.
AUGGACAAGUUUCGGGUGACAAAGGUCGAGUCGGUGCUGUUGCAGCGCGGUAGAGAGUGCCAGCGAGGCACUCUCCUCUUGACGCAGCACCAUCUCGUCUUUGUCCUCGAUGAGGCCGUGGGCCAGAGCGACGAAAGUGAAGAGAAGAGGUCAGGGAAAGGGGAGUUUUGGUUUGCCUACUCUCUACUAUGGCUUGUUACAAGACUUCCUUCAUUGCUAGACUUUGACGCCUCGCAGGCAUCGGCUCAGACGCUCGGAAGGGCGGCGACUUCGAAACGCAUCUAUCCACUGAUGUUGAGACUACGAAAUUUCGAAAGCGCUGCUCUAGGAUUCACUUCAGACACGAGCGCAACUGACGUCUUCGAGAGCCUCAGAAGCGUAGUGAUCGCCCCAACUCCUCGAUCUCUUUACGCCUAUAAUUAUCACCCCAGACCACCACUGCAGCUCUCACCGAAGGGGUGGUUGGUGUACGACUUCAAGCGAGAGUUUGGGCGCAUGGGUGUUGGAACUAGGACAAAGGCGUGGAGAUUCUGCGAUGUCAACUCAACUUAUACCUUCUGCCCCACAUACCCUUCCCAUCUUGUCGUUCCCACCCGGAUCUCCGACGCGACGAUUCGCUAUGCGUCAAAGUACCGUUCCAAAGCUCGCAUCCCCGCCCUGACCUACUUGCACUGGGCCAACCUCGGCAGCAUCACGAGAUCCUCUCAGCCCAUGGUCGGCCUCAACAAUCGAAGCAUGCAGGAUGAAAAGCUCAUCGAAGCCAUCUUCACCAGCCACCUCUUUGCUGAUCCGAACAGCCCAUCGGCCAGGUCUGCGGCCACGGCCAGCGCAGAGCAUGCUUCUGGCGGGAACCAGUCGGACCGGGGCAACAUUGUUGCUAUCUACGGUGCUACGACGACCAACCUUAUCAUAGACGCAAGACCGACAACAAAUGCCGUCGCCAAUCGUGCAAAAGGGGCCGGGACGGAGAACAUGGAGCACUAUCGUGGCUGCAAGAAGGCCUACCUCGGCGUAGAAAACAUUCACGUCAUGCGCGACUCUUUGGCAAAGGUCACCGACGCUCUACGCCAGGCCGAGGCUCCCGCCACCUUCGGCAUGUCAGUCGUCGCCGCCAUCGAGCCCGUGGUUGAGGAGCAGGACGACGGCGGUCUUGCGACCUCGUCGAGGCUAAUGAAGCGGGAAGCGACUGCCCCCCCUUUGGACCACGUUGCCUUGAAAAGGUCCCAGUGGCUUAAGCACAUCUCUGCACUCCUGGAAGGGACCCUUAUCAUCGCACGAAACGUCCACAUCAACUCGUCGCACGUCCUCAUCCACUGUUCCGACGGCUGGGAUCGCACUUCGCAGCUGGCGUCGCUCUCCGAGCUCUGCCUGGAUCCGUACUAUCGGACAAUGGAAGGAUUUGCCGUUCUCAUAGAGAAGGACUGGUGCAGUUUUGGCCAUCGCUUCUGGGACCGCUGUGGCCAUGCCAGCAGUGAAAAGUACUUUACAACAGCGCAUGGUUACGGUGAAGAUGACAGUGACGACGAUUAUGAGGGCGAUGACAGUCGAGGCGGCUUCGAACAGGCGGCCGCCAAUGCCCUUUGGGGCUUCACAAGGCAGCUCACAGCCAACUUUCCGGGCGGUGGCGAUGGUCACAGCAGCGGAGCCCACCUGAAGGAGACAUCGCCCGUCUUUCAUCAAUUUCUUGACUGCGUCUGGCAGAUCAAGCGGCAGUUCCCUCGCCGCUUCGAGUUCAAUGAUGAGUGGCUCCUCGAGCUCUUCACCCAAGUGUACGAAUGCCGAUUCGGCACCUUUCUGCACAACUCCGAGAAGGAGAGAAUCAAGCCAGACGACGAUGGCGCGCCAGCAGCUUCGACGACGAUCAGCGUGUGGGACUACAUGCUCGAUCCAGCGCAGAAAGAGAAGUUCCGGAACCAAUCCUUUGAUGCCAGCCUCGACGACCCGAAGCGAGAGGCGGCCGACAUGGGCGUGUUGCUUCCCAACUCGCGAGAUGUCGGCUUCUUUGCCAAGCUUUUUCGACGUGGGGAUGAGGAUAUGAAUACACUCGUGGUGGCCGAGGCCAGGGAGCGGAAAAGGCUGCUGGAGCUAGAAGCAAAGCAGAGGGCAGAGGAAGAAGAAGAGAGGAGGAGGAUCGAAAAUCAGGGGCCGAGUGAGGUUGAUGGUGUCACGGUGGGACCGGCUGUCAGCGAUGCGGCACACGACCCUGUCCUCAAUGGUGUUGUCGAUGUCAACAGGCUCGCAUACAAGCCUCGCGUGCCCAAGGCCGGCGGCAACCGAGCACCAGCUGGUGCGUCGCGGACCCCGCAGGCUGCCUCGAUGACACCCUCGAGCUCAUCAUCACAGAGGUCCGACGAGGGCUCUCGAGGGACGAACCAAGGAGCAGCGGAUGCAGCGGCUCGGAUGAAGAAUAUGUUCAUUGGAUGGGGUACCAAGCUUCAGGAUGCCUAUGCGUCGGCAACCGGACCUGUGUCCUCUGACGAGGAGCAGGAGCGAGAGUCAACCGAGCGUCAGCGAAGCCAGCUUUCUUCUUCAGUCUUGGCCCCCGAAACGGAUGCUUGGGGGAAUGCCUGGUCCCCAGACAUUCGACCGCCGUCGAGGUUUGUCUCAAACGUGGCUCCGCAAGACCAGAGAAGGCAACCGUCCACAGAUGGGAAUCCUUGGGCUUCCCCAUCCGCUGUCACUUUUCCAACAAAGAAGAAGUCGGCGCUUGCAAACACUCUUUUUGACGAAGAGGACGCUCAAUUCAAGAUUCAAGGCUCUUCCUCGCCAUCCAAGGCUGUCGAAAAACUCCCACCGGUGCCGGAGUCCGCCGGAAAACCUCCUCCUCCUCCUCCACCACCGAAGGACGAAGCCGAAUCUUAUGAUCCCCUCGGCGUCGGAGGGCUAUGAUGUCGAUCUUGGAUCCAUCCUCAAUGUAUCAAUAGCAUGACCAGAAAGCAAUGAAGGGACGAGCACAAGGUGGACUCGCAUAGCACCCC